Molecule: messenger RNA, 1234 nt
Organism: Prionailurus viverrinus (fishing cat)
Lineage: Eukaryota; Metazoa; Chordata; Mammalia; Carnivora; Felidae
Gene: RARRES2
Product: retinoic acid receptor responder 2
Exons: 6
Coding region: 435-1109 (224 amino acids)
Biological process (GO): inflammatory response; regulation of lipid catabolic process
Molecular function (GO): signaling receptor binding
Source: RefSeq, a predicted model, not a curated record
AGGCCCCAGAAAAGAAGUUAAAGGAGAUUUCUGCCUAAAGAAGAAAGCCAUGGUAGGGUGGAGCUGAGACCCCGGUUUGGUUUCGGGGAUCAGGGCUACGUAGGGCCAAUGGCCACAGGCAGCCCCAGCACAGGGAGGGUUAAGCAUCCUCCGGGUUCCCACCCUGCUCUGGGCCCCUCCCUUGUGUUUACGUCCUCCCAAAAAUAUUCUGCCUCCAGCUGGCCUCCUUCAGUGUCCUGCCCCUCCCCCUUGAGUUAGCCUUGGGGGCCCGAGGGGGUGCCAGGGCCAGGGCUCCCAGGACUACAAGGGAGCCAGCAGGCUCGGGCGUGCUGGGGCAGAAGCGGACCUGGAGAGGCUGAGCUGCAGGGCCCGGGGUUGGUGGCUCCUCUGGCUGAACACACUCUCUGCAAGGCCAGGGUGACAGAGGUGAAGCCAUGUGGCAGCUGCUGAUCCCCGUGGCCCUGUGGCUGGGCAUGGUGGGCCUGGGCAGAGCGGAGCUCACGGCGGCCCAGCAGCGGGGCCUGCAGGUGGCCCUGGAAGAAUUCCACAAGCACCCGCCUGUUCAGUGGGCCUUCAAGGAGAUUGGCGUGGACAGUGCCACAGACACGGGGAGGAGGGGCAGAUCACAUCUAGGGACUGCUGGGCCACUCAGCCGGCUGCUGGCCUUUGUCUGUCGGCAGUUCUUCCCUGCAGGGACCUUUGUGAGGCUGGAAUUUAAGCUCCAGCAGACGAGCUGCCGGAAGAAAGACUGGAAAAAAGCUGAGUGCAAAGUCAAGCCCAAUGGGCCUGCUGGGAGCACCCAUCCCCACGGCACGCAGCCCCCAGUUUCCACCCCACCGGGGCCACAGGACUGCCCUGACCUCUCUCCUCCCCCGGCCCCAUGCUCCCCUCCCCAGAGGAAGCGGAAAUGCCUGGCCUGCAUCAAGCUGAACUCUGCAGACAAAGUCCUAGGCCGGAUGGUCCACUGCCCCAUACUCACGCAGGUCCAACGGGAGCCUGAGGAACAGCACGAGGAGCAGUGCAGCAGGGUGGAGCGUGCAGGAGAGGACCCCCACAGCUACUACUUCCCGGGACAAUUUGCCUUCUUCAAGGCCCUGCCCCCCAGCUGAGGCCUGCUGAAUUUUGUCCCGCUUCCCGGACAGCAGGAGGUAACCAGUGAAAGACCCACCUCCCAUCCCCGCGCCCAGGGAGGACGAUCCCAUUAUCCCCGAGCUAAUAAAACCGCUCUCCCAGA